UUAAAAUAACAACCUCUCCCUUCACUCCCCUCGUAAGGAGGGGGGAACACCCAUCCGUCAUUAAUCGGGUGUAUUCUUUCGUCUUUUAUUUAUUAUUAUUAAUUAAUAAUACAAAGGCAUGAAAUAAAAAUUAAUAUUACAUGCAGGUCAGGGAGUAAAAAAAAAAAGUAGUAUUAUUUACACAAAAUGAAACCGAAAGUAGCAUAUUUACGUGGCGAAAAAUCUGGUAAAUGUGGGUGUCGAAACAGAAAUUUCUGUUCUUAGUCUAAACAGACUUUAAAGUCUAGUCUACAUGACUAGGCAGUUCACACUCCCAGAUGAAGUAUGAUCAGUUGUAGAUAACGUUUUCAUCGAUUGAUGAAAUUGAACUUCAUCAAUUAUUUCGAUUUAUCAAAACUGAAGCAACUUUGGAAGGCUCAUGGCACAAGAUCAAUUCGACGGUAUGAAGGCUGAGACCCUGCAGUUAAUGCAGCCAUAUUUUCAGCAGUACCUUGUGCCCAGCAAGAUAGUGCCACUGCUUAAUGUCAUACUCGAAGAUGAAAAGAGAGAACAGAUUCUAAGCAUAGAAAAGUAUUCUAGAAAAAAUGCGGUGAAGGAACUCAUUGAAGUGAUUUUGAAGAAUGAGGAGCGUGGCAUCAGCCUCUUCAUCAGUGUGCUACGGGGAGAAGGCAGCAGCAUGCCAAGAUGGGAACGCUUCUUAACGCCCUUAGAAAACAAACGUGAAAAUGGGUUAAAUAAAAUGGCCAAUGAGUACUAUGCCUUCAUUCUUCAUCUGCUUGAGGGCUCUAUCAUUGAUGAACUAAGUGAAGGAGAAAUAUACGAGAUCAUCAUAUAUUUCUAUUCUGUGGAGAUCAUAGAUGAGUCUGAUAUGGAAGAGAUUUCUGGAAUCUUGAACCAAAAAGGUCGAUACUACGGUGCACUACACAUGUUCACUGCCAUGAAGCGUCGCACCACUGACUGGCCACAGGAGUUCUUUCAAGCCCUAAAAACUGCAAAACCAGAGCUCCUUUGCAAGAUUGACCCUUUAAACGAAAGUCCACUGAUGGAGGAAAGAUUUCAAAAAGAAGAGAGAGUUGUUGGAGCAAUGUCUGACAGGUCUCAGAGGCCAAGAAUAUCCAGCAAAGAGAGGCGAAUGGUUGGAUCUGUCGAUGAUGAUGAUGAGGAUGAUGAUGAGACAUUUCCAAAACAAAACUGGACAGCUGCAAAAGGUGCCGGUGAUAGAAGCCCUCAGAGAGCAGAAUCUAUAGAUGAAGGGAGUUCAGAUGAUGCUGGUGAUUUCUCUGACUGUGAAGAGAAGCAUGCUCUUGAAGAGUCAGAAAAGACGCAAAAGAAGCCUGGAGAAACAGGAGCGGAGAGCACUCAGGAGAAGCGAGAACUAGUUCCUGCCCUGAGGCAGCAUGAUGGAGUCCGUCGGCGAGAACCACUCCACAUGAGGAACUAUCAAAAAGAGUUGGCUGCUCCUGCCUUGGAGGGUAGCAACGUCAUCAUCUGUGCACCCACAGGCUCUGGUAAAACCAGGGUGGCACUCUACAUCGUGCAACACCAUCUUCAAACUGCACACGGCCAAAAGCGCAAGGUGGCAUUUCUUGCUCGCACUGUGCCUCUUGUGACUCAGCAGUACAAGAUCUUCGUGAAGUACUUACCGGAUUUCAAGUCUGUGCUGGUGACGGGCGACAGCGACCACAGCAUGCAGUUGCACCACCUGCUGCCUGACUACGACAUCUUGGUGCUGACACCCAAGGUGCUGGAGAACCACCUGGUGCCCGAGAAGAUUCCGUCUUUAGCAGCCUUUUCACUACUCGUCUUUGACGAGUGUCACCACACCAGAAAGGGGGAGCCAUAUAACUCUCUCAUGAAAAGCUAUCUCAAGUCCAAAAGUAAUGACCCGAAUGGUCUUCCCCAGAUCGUUGGCCUGACGGCAUCUAUCGGCGUGGAGAAGGCAACGACUGAAAGUGAAGCCGCGGAAAGCGUCCUGGGAAUCAUGGGAAAUCUUGACGUCAUCAAAAUUUCAACUGUCAAAGAGAAUUUGGAGGAGCUUCAAAAUACUGUUCCCAAGCCGGAAGAAGGUCGAUCCGUGCUCCUUUUGCCGAGAGAUGGUGACGAAAUUAGCAGCAAGCUGCAGGAAAUAAUGACAGAGACAGAAGACAUUCUGAACAGAGUCGGCAGAAAGCUGCUUGACGAAGACAUCACGAAGACCCUCGAUAAACGCCCAGGGGACCGCAAAGACCAGAGAUAUGGACAGUGGGCUGUCCAACUGAGAAAUCAGGCACGUUUGCUUAAAAUUCCAGAAACCGUUGAAGACGACGACUUGAGUGAGGUGAACGAACAUAAGGAGUAUACUCGAAAGAUUCAAGUGUACGCUGAUUGUCUCGCUGCUUAUAACGAUGCUUUGGAGGUCCACGACCUUAUGCGCCCACAAGAUGUACUGGAGUUUUGGAGCGCAAGUUUCAGCAGCAUAGUCUUUAUGCAAGGGACCAGCAUACAACUGCCAAAGAGAGGCAGAUUCUAUCUAAAGAGACUGAUCAGAACUUGGGACGAUGAGAACCCAAACCUCAACACCUUGGCCACCACCAUCUUAGAGAACGUCAGUAUGGAAGACAGAGGUGGGUCACAGAUCAUCAUCUUCGUGCGGACAAGGGCGACGUGUCUAGCUCUGUGCAAGUGGCUCAACUCCCAUCCACAUCUUCGGAGGCUGAACGCGACGCAGUUCACAGGGACUGGUGCUCGCCAGGACGAGGGAGGCAUGACUCAGAAUGAACAAGAGGGCGUGAUAGAAAAGUUCCGCUCCGGGGAAGUGAAGGUCUUGGUCUCUACAUCUGUCGGGGAAGAAGGAAUCGACAUCCCAGACUGCAACCUAGUGAUCAAGUACAACCAAGUCGGCAACGAAGUGACCACAGUACAGACUAGAGGACGAAGCAGAAAGGAGGGAGGUCGGUCCAUUCUGAUGGCAAAGGACAAGAUCAUACAGCAGGAGAUGAUAAACAGAUCUCGAGCAGAUAUGAUGUACAAAGCCAUCGACAUGGUCAACGCCAUGCCCGCCAAAGACGUGGCUGACCGCGUUCGUAAGGUGCAAAAGAAGACGCUGGAGGACGAGAGCAUCAAGGAAAUCGUGCACGCCGUCAAGCGGCAGCUCAAGGCCAAGAAAUCCUUUUCACUGGUCUGCGGCCGAUGCAAGAGCGUUCGCGUAGCUGGCGACAAGAUUCGAACCAUCAACAACGCACAUCACGUGGUGAUAGGGCAAGAGCUCAAGCAGCAGGUCAUCUGCAAGAGGAACCCUACCAGACGAAUUGAUGACGUGGACUUAACGGGCUCCCUGAUCUGCGGCAAACCAGGGUGUGGCAGUGGUCUCGGGCAGAUGCUUAACUACAUGGGGGUGCCCUUCAUGACGCUGGCUAUAAAGCAGUGGAUCGUGGAGGACGAGGAUGGCAACCCGGCGUCGUACAAGAGCUGGAGCAAGGUGCCCUUCCACGUGGCGCCCAUCAGGCCCGACGAUGUUCGGCGGCACCUGGACAGCGAGCCAAGGCAGUACAGCGAAAGUGACGACGAUUCUGACGACUAACGUGCGGGCACAUGAACUUUGAACUCUGUCAGGAUUCGUCCUUGCAGCUUUAGUAAAUCGCGUCGAACGACUGCUGAGACAAGGCUUGAAUGAUAUUGUCUACAGACUGAUUGAAAAGAUUGAUCGUUGGAUUAUAAGAUGGGUAGGUGUGUGAGAGAGUUCAUCUUAACGCCCAUUUCGAAACCGCUGUAGACGUACUUUUUAUUUUAAUUUCAAAUAGACAAGUGAGGGCGGCACUUAACCUACUAAGUGACAGCGGUGUCAUAAGUGUCUUAGAUGUGUACCUUUGUGUGCGUUUGUAUGCGUGAAGCCAUCAAUAAUUACAUAAUAUAAUUUAUCACACUGAUAUUAAUCUUGUUAAUAAUAUUGAUGUGACACAUUUUGGUCAUAGUACGCUUUAUGAAUAUUGCGAAUUUUUAUAAUUGUGCAGCGCUGUCCAUAAUGGUAGGAAAUCUUAUUCUUCCUUGGCCCUUGGGACAGUUGUAUUAUUCUUCUUUUGAUUAAUUCACGUCAGUUUUGUGCAGUAACUGCAGUUUACUAAACUGUUGAUAAAUCUGAUGUUAUUGACUUUUAGGAUCUUUUGUCUCACUCACAUAUUUCAUUUAUAUAUAAAAAGCAUCAAAUUAUAUGUACUUGGCUUGUGCUGAGAAGGGAGUCAUCCUUCGUUGCGCGCUCUCUCUCUUACACACAUGGUGGUGUUCUUAGUAGACCAGCCUCAAUUUCUAAAGCUGGUGAGUGGUAGGGGUGUUGGAGGGAAGAGCCAUCGCAGGCAAUCUAUCCCAUAAAGUAUCUGAGUGGCUGUAAUGUUGUAAAGGGCGUGUUUAUUCAGAGGCAGAACUGUCUGUGCACUCUACCUGCCUGACAGUUAAGUGUGAGUCUUUGGAAAAUAAAUUAAACGUUUCUGCGCGUCUGCUGAUGCUGUGUUCCAGAAGCUUAUGCAUGCAAGAGUCGUGAAAUAAACUACAGUGUAGGGACAUUAAGCCGCGGUCCAUUAAUCCGCAAAAUGCUUGGAUCCCAAUUUUUGACACUAUCACUGUCUACGGCCCUGGACAUGGCUUCUCAAACACUCGAGACAGGUGUUGACGGAUGUCAUUUUGUCACUUCAAACGUCCGUGAUUGACAUGCUAUGCGCUAUCGCGGAUUAAAUACUUAAUUUGUGAUGGUAAUGAAAGUGCUUGAGUGUGAUUACGUUUAUAUGUCAAAUAAUUACUAUUUUAAUACUGUAUUGUGCCAUGCAAUGUUACGAAUAAGUAGUUUUAUGAAAAGAUGUGAAAUAAAAUGGUUUAAAUAUA
This is a messenger RNA of Pomacea canaliculata, 4851 nucleotides long. Its product is annotated as probable ATP-dependent RNA helicase DDX58. Bases 419 to 3559 code for a protein of 1046 amino acids. Gene Ontology annotation, cellular component: cytoplasm. Lineage: Eukaryota; Metazoa; Mollusca; Gastropoda; Architaenioglossa; Ampullariidae. The record is from RefSeq and is a predicted model, not a curated record. Gene Ontology annotation, molecular function: ATP binding; nucleic acid binding. The transcript is spliced from 18 exons.